Molecule: messenger RNA, 981 nt
Organism: Impatiens glandulifera
Lineage: Eukaryota; Viridiplantae; Streptophyta; Magnoliopsida; Ericales; Balsaminaceae
Product: chlorophyll a-b binding protein of LHCII type 1
Exons: 1
Coding region: 58-852 (264 amino acids)
Biological process (GO): response to light stimulus; photosynthesis, light harvesting in photosystem I
Cellular component (GO): chloroplast envelope; chloroplast thylakoid membrane; plastoglobule
Source: RefSeq, a predicted model, not a curated record
UCAAUUCCACAGCUCAAUUUCCACACUCCAAAAUCAAACCUUGCUUCUCCAAAUUCCAUGGCUGCCUCUACAAUGGCUCUCUCCUCCCCUUCUUUAGCCGGAAAGGCGGUGAAGACCUCCACCGCCUCCGAGGUUUUCGGCUCAGGCCGUGUCACAAUGAGGAAAGCCACUUCCAAGGCCCCAGUCUCUUCGAGCCCAUGGUAUGGUCCAGACCGUGUUAAGUAUUUGGGCCCAUUCUCUGGUGAGGCACCAAGCUAUCUAACCGGUGAAUUCCCAGGAGACUACGGGUGGGACACUGCUGGACUCUCAGCCGAUCCAGAGACCUUUGCCAAGAACCGUGAGCUCGAGGUUAUCCACAGCAGAUGGGCCAUGUUGGGUGCCCUCGGAUGUGUCUUCCCCGAGCUAUUGGCUCGUAAUGGUGUUAAAUUCGGUGAGGCUGUUUGGUUCAAGGCAGGAUCUCAAAUCUUUAGCGAGGGAGGACUUGACUAUUUGGGUAACCCGAGUUUGGUACACGCUCAAAGCAUCUUGGCCAUAUGGGCUACCCAAGUUGUUUUGAUGGGUGCUGUUGAGGGUUACCGCAUUGCUGGAGGGCCACUUGGGGAGGUGGUCGACCCAUUAUACCCUGGUGGUAGCUUUGACCCGUUGGGUCUUGCCGAAGACCCGGAGGCCUUCGCAGAGCUUAAGGUAAAGGAGCUCAAGAACGGUAGACUAGCCAUGUUCUCAAUGUUUGGAUUCUUUGUUCAGGCUAUUGUAACCGGAAAGGGACCAUUAGAGAAUCUUGCAGACCAUCUUGCUGAUCCGGUCAACAACAAUGCUUGGUCAUAUGCCACAAAUUUUGCACCUGGAAAAUAAACAUUUAUUAAAUUGAGAGAAAUAUGUAAAUUUGUCGCUAAAGCUAUGUGAAUUAUUGUCAAAUUUGUUACCGACGCUAAAAUACCGGCGCAUGCGUCGGUAAAUGUGUUAAUAAAAAGAGUUCUACCC